AUGACGAUAAUUAUGAUACCGAUUCGCAUUCCGAUAAUAUUGAAUGGUCGCCUAUGUGACUUCAUCUUGGUUCUCCUCUUGCAGCCACCGGACAGUCGAGUGAUGGACAUGGCGAUGUACAGAUUGCCAAGGCGGGCGAUGGCCAAGAAGAAGACGAAGAUUCUGUGGCCGGUUCUACUUGUGGUACUUGUCGGAUUGCAGUUUGUAAGCACUUUGGAGCAGAGCACGGACUACUCAGUGGUCAGCAAGGCGGCCGGAGUGGCCACCACCACGUCAGCACCACCCACAGUGGUGGCUCCGCUGCGCAUUUUUAAGGGACGCAUCCAAACCACAACUCCAUCAUCGAGAAGUUCGACUGGCAGUCGUCCUUUGGCCGCAGGAGCGGAAGCCCAGCAGGAGCUGGUUGGCAUCUCCUCCAAGUCAUACAUUUCAGGACCCACCACGCAGUCCUCCAAGUUAUCGAAAAGGGCAGGAUUGGCGGGUCCUAAAAAGUUUCCCAAGGAUGUGCGCAAUCGCAGCAGCAAUGCCGUGGAGCGGAAUAAGUUGCAGCAUGAGGUGCCCGACCACGUGCCCGACUCCUCUGGCUUUGUACCCCAUCGCAUUGGGCAUCCCGUACAUUUGGAUUAUGGUUCCACUGGCGUGGAUUCAAGUGGAGCUCCCACUGGCAGUGGAGGAUACCAUGCAGUGCCCUACGAGGGCAGCAAGUGGCAGGAGGAGUAUUGGGAUCAGGAAUAUGCAGGACAUCAGCAUCAGCAUAAUGGCACCAGAGUGCAGCAUAUUGAAGCCGAGUGCCAGGAUGACUACAUGAAGAUACGCAUAGGGUUUAAUGGCUCCUUUAGUGGCUUGCUGUACUCAGCUGGUUAUGCUUAUGAUCCGGACUGUAUGUAUAUCAAUGGAUCUGGUCGAGAUUACUAUGAGUUUUAUAUACAAUUGAAUCGGUGUGGAACUUUGGGCAAGAAUUCCUUACAAGAGGAGAGUCGCAAGAAUCCCACAAACUUUAUGUGGAAUACGGUGACAGUUCAGUAUAAUCCACUGAUAGAAGAGGAGUACGAUGAGCACUUCAAGGUCACCUGCGAGUAUGGCUAUGAUUUCUGGAAGACUGUGACCUUUCCGUUUCUAGAUGUGGAAGUGGCCACUGGCAAUCCCGUGGUAUUCACUUUGAGUCCACCCGAGUGCUAUAUGGAGAUUCAGAAUGGUUAUGGCAUUGGUGGUCCCCGGGUGACCGGACCAGUGCGCGUCGGCGAUCCCCUGACUCUGAUCAUCUAUAUGAGAAGCAAAUAUGAUGGCUUCGAUAUUGUGGUCAACGACUGCUACGCCCACAAUGGCGCCAACAAGCGGAUACAGCUCAUCGAUCAGCAUGGCUGUCCGGUGGAUGACAAGCUCAUCUCACGCUUCAGAGGCUCCUGGUCGGAUUCCGGUGUCUAUGAGACGCAGGUGUACGCCUACAUGAAGACCUUCCGCUUCACUGGAUCGCCGGCGCUCUACAUCGAGUGCGAUGUGCGCAUGUGUCAUGGCAGGUGUCCGAGUCAGCCGUGUCACUGGAGAAAUCUGAAGGCAGUGACCAAGCGGGAUACCUCCAAUAUGACAGCCACGAAUCUCUCAUUGCCACCUUUGUCCACUGUGGACAGUGAAGGCAUCACCACAGAGAAUCCACCAUCCGCACCAUCGCUCUCGGAGAAUGUUAAUCUCUUCCAGUCGCUGCGUGUCCUGCAGGAGGGCGAGACAGAUGGGGAUGAUGUGUUUGCCCAUCGGCAGACGAAGCCUUUGGCUCCGCACCAGACUUGCCUGAAGACAUCCACUUUCUCGGCCCUAACUGCUGGCUGCUCGGCGGUGCUGUGUGUGCUCACUGUAACACUCUUCAUUGCCUGCUCGCGGUUAAAACGCCGCAAGGAAUCCUCACUGUACGACUCCUACAUAGCGCACAAGGGUCAAAUCGAUUGA
Messenger RNA from Drosophila serrata, 1941 nucleotides. RefSeq lists its product as uncharacterized. NCBI's taxonomy places the organism in Eukaryota, Metazoa, Arthropoda, Insecta, Diptera, Drosophilidae. The record is from RefSeq and is a predicted model, not a curated record.